AAUAUAUUAAAGUGCCAAACGUGAUAAUUAAACAGAAAUACAAGUAACAAAACUAAACGCGUAACUGGUCAGCGUUGAAGGCUCUGUCUCCGUUACUAAUUUUUCUUUGUCCGAGGCGAAGUCUCAGAGAUAACGCGGUCCUCAAAAUCAUUGAUCGAGUCGGAAGCCAUGGACUCUAAUUCCCAAAAACCAGUUGCUGGUGGCUCUCCUCCUAAACCAUGGGAGCAAGCUGGGGGCUCGGCUGGUUCUGGACCCUUUAAGCCACCAUCAGCUGGCAGCACCAGUGAUGUGGUUGAGGCAGCCGGAACAGCAAGACCGGGUGAAAUUGUUUCAACUGCUGAUAGAACUACGGCUGUGAAUAGAAACGCUGUUGGUAGGCCUUUACCCAGCAGGCCUUGGGAGCAACAGAAUUAUGGGAGCACUUAUGGAGGUUAUGGUUCUGGUUUAAACUACAACUCAGGGUAUGGUUCGGGAAUGUAUGGUUCAUCAUAUGGUGGAUUAGGGUCUUAUGGUGGUGGAUUGUAUGGCAAUGGCAUGUAUAGAGGCGGUUAUGGUGGUCUAUAUGAGAACUCUGGAAUGUACGGUGGUGGCCUUGGUGGCUUUGGGGGUCCAAUGGGUGGUGGUUAUGGGAUGGGCAUGGGUCCAUAUGGUGAGCAAGAUCCAAAUAGUCCUUUUGGUGCUCCACCAUGCCCUCCAGGCUUUUGGAUUUCCUUCCUCCGUGUGAUGCAAGGUGCUGUUAACUUCUUUGGCCGGAUAGCUAUUCUGAUAGACCAGAAUACACAGGCAUUCCACAUGUUUAUGUCUGCUCUUCUUCAGCUUUUUGAUCGCACAGGAUUAUUGUAUGGAGAAUUAGCUAGAUUUGUGUUAAGGCUGCUGGGAAUCAAAACAAAACCCCGAAAGAUCAAUCAACAGGGACCUGGAGGACUCCCAGGACCCCAUAACCCUCAUAGGAAUCAAAACUAUAUUGAGGGGCCGAAGGCUGCUCCAAGUGGUGCAUGGGACAAUGUAUGGGGAGAAAAUGCUAGCACUUAGUUUGGUAUUUAUUUUCCAUCCAACAAUUCCAGGAAAAUUGUACCAGAAUUUGAAAAGGGCUUGUCGGAGCACGGAUAUACACUACUUGCCCCUGUUUGACUCCCUAUGCUUGAUGAGGAAUAGGUGGUGCUUAUCUGGAGAAUGCUUGCUGCCGAAGUUUUUCUGCAUGGUUUGAACGUACCAAGCACUCCCAUAGUGUUAAAAAAAUGAAACAUAAGAAUAGCCACUAAAUCUGCCUAUAGGUUUUUUGAUACCGAGGAAAGAAAAGUAUGAUGCUUGAAUCAACAAAGUAUCAUGUGAAGUCACAAUGAUUUAUUUUUCAAAAUGAAUCAGUGUUUACUGUUUA
This is a messenger RNA of Durio zibethinus, 1378 nucleotides long. RefSeq names its product peroxisomal membrane protein 13-like. NCBI's taxonomy places the organism in Eukaryota, Viridiplantae, Streptophyta, Magnoliopsida, Malvales, Malvaceae. Gene Ontology annotation, cellular component: peroxisomal importomer complex; peroxisomal membrane; peroxisome. The record is from RefSeq and is a predicted model, not a curated record. Gene Ontology annotation, biological process: protein import into peroxisome matrix, docking.